Messenger RNA from Zeugodacus cucurbitae (melon fly), 8114 nucleotides. RefSeq lists its product as uncharacterized. The coding region runs from base 472 to 4791 and encodes 1439 amino acids. Gene Ontology annotation, molecular function: calcium ion binding. The record is from RefSeq and is a predicted model, not a curated record. Lineage: Eukaryota; Metazoa; Arthropoda; Insecta; Diptera; Tephritidae. The transcript is spliced from 19 exons.
AAUUCAGCUACCACAGUGCUGGCUCGUUCAAACGGUUUGGAUUCGCUAGCCUCCCGUCAAUUAGAGUAAACGUAACGGUAAACGGAGCUCGCAACAACGCAAAGCAAAUAUAAUUCUUAUACAGGAUACCACCAAAUAACGAAUAUACAUAUGUACAUGUGCAUACACAUAGAUUUUCAUUUUGCAAAAACGGUGUUUCUAAAAUAUUACUAAUAACACACGAGUGCGUCGCGAAGUGAUGAGGUAUAAAGAACGUGACAUACUAUGCGCUUAACGGAAUAUCUUAAUUGAUAAAGGCGUAAAUGUCAACCAGCAUGAGAAAGCAUUGGAAAACUAUCGAACACUAUAUUUCAGUGUAAUUACAGGCAAUACAGUUAACGAAGAGUGAUUUUUUUUAUUAAAAAAAGGUGGAAUUGACAGGGGGCAAUUUAAGAAAGUUGGAAGAAAGCACACGAGCAGUGAAACAGUAAAAUGGCUAAGUCUAAAAAUAAUAACCUGCUAAUUCACGGACUCAUUUUGGUGACUAUUUUGGCAACUGCCAAAAGUGCCGAGGCGGAAAUUACAAUGGAGGCAGCAUUUCAAGGCCACUGUGGUCACACGAGUCCAUGCGAACAAUUGUGCUAUGAAAUUCACGAUGGAAUGUACGAGUGCGAUUGCAUUGAAGGUUACGAGCUGAACAAGAACGGUUACAGUUGUCAAGUAAUCAACUCCACGAACAGUGCGGAUGGUCGUUCCAAAUCCGACGAGGAUGUACUUUAUCAAAAGGGCGCCUCAUUUAGCGCCAAGCUCGGCUAUGCGCCAUCAACAUCAUCAAUGGCAGGUGACACAGCGAAUGGAGUGGAGGCUUCUGCGCCCAUCUCGUCGGCAUCAUUCUCGAUGGAGGAUGUCGAGGGUGUAGAGGACGAUAAUUUUUUCUACGACGAUACGAAACGCAACGACCAGCGUACAAAGGUCAAUUCAAACGAUUAUUACAUAUCAUCUGAAGACGUCUACUUCAGUAAUGGCGAUGAACAAGAGUUAACUAAUACUAGCCAAGAUGUACCUGAGUUGAAAACUAAACUGACAGAGCCGACAACGACACGGGGCGCAAUCAAUUCCCGCCGCGUUGUAGUAACUGCCACAACUGACGAUCCCCUAGAAGUGUCAGCAAAUAAGAAAUCCAUACGUAUCCAUUUGAAAGCGGAAACCAAACCUACAGCAAUUAAUACUGGGUCGCAUAAGACAAGGACUUUAGCUCGCAAUCAAAAGAGCACCACAUCGUCAGCAUCAACAACAACUACCACACAAGCAAUUAAUCAUAAUGAUAAUAAGAAAAAUAAGCUAAUGAAUCAAGACAGCAAUGACAUAGAUAUGGAUGAGCCGAGUUUUAGUGGUGUCGCCGCCAAGCAGCCCCACCUGCGCACAACCAGUCAAAGUCAAAGUACAUAUCAGGAUCGAAAUACUGCAGAAGCAGUAGAUCUCUACAAUAAAAACAAUAAAAGCAACAAUGCCAAGCAAUCAGCUGCAGCAGGCGUGAGUUCCAAAUUGAGCAAGUUGACCAAUGCGAGUGUGAACAGCUCGGCUUCUACGAAUGGUCACGCUUGCGACUUGGAUUGCGGCACGGAGGGCGUAUGCGAACGUAUGGACGACACUAACAAAUGCCUUUGUCCCUUCGGUAAAAGCGGUGAGAGCUGCUUGGAAGAAAUCAAAAUCCGCACGCCGAAGUUUUCCAAGCAUUCGUGGUUAGCUUUUCCGGCACUCAGGGGUGCCUAUAAACACGUGCAGAUACGAGUUGAAUUUCGACCAGAGUCAUUCGAUGGCAUAAUACUACUAAGCGGUGAGAGGGAUGAUCUAACCGGAGAUUUUAUGGCGCUUCUAUUGAAUAAAGGAUUCGUUGAAUUUUGGUUUGAUUGUGGUUCAGGCGUAGGCAGUGUUCGUUCACGUGAGACCAUAUUGUUGAAUGAGUGGAACUCGGUGAUAAUUUAUCGUCACCGUUGGGAUGCGUGGUUGGUAUUGAACCAUGGCACCAAAGUGCAGGGACGUUCUAAUGGACUCUUUUCCCGUAUAACCUUCCGAGAACCGGUCUUUCUUGGCGGUACUGGCAACAUUACGGGCUUAACAAAACGUUUACCCGUUUAUAAUGGAUUUAUCGGCUGCAUAAGACGCUUUGUGGCAAACGAACAUGAGUACAAGUUCGAGGAACAUCCAUUGGGAGAUGUCAACAAGGGUUUUGACAUACAGGACUGUGUAACUGACAAAUGCUUCACGUAUCCUUGUCAACAUGGCGGCAAGUGUUUGCCCUCAGACCAGGGCGCUGUUUGUCUCUGUCCUAUAGGCUUCGUGGGCGAUCUUUGCGAAAUACGCAUGGAUCUUCAGGUACCCGCUUUUAACGGUUCGUCCUUCCUGCGUUAUGCGCCACUUGGCGAUAGUGCGCUUAUUUGGUUGGAAUUGAAGGUUAUAUUGAAAGCUGAACAACCCGAUGGUCUAAUAUUAUAUUCGGGUUCGGAGAAACAUGGCGACUUUAUCGCCUUAUCACUAAGUGGUGGUUUUGUUGAGUUUGUCUUUGAUCUUGGCAGCGGACCAGCUAUUGUUAGGAGCGAGUACCCGUUAGCGAUUGGACAAUGGCAUACGGUAAAAGUGUCACGUACCGCUCGGUUAGCGGUUUUGAAGGUCGAUACAUAUCCCGAAGUAAUGACAAUCUCAUCAAACGGUUUCUGGCAUCUCUCACUGCCUGAAAAUAUAUUUUUGGGUGGCGUGAAUCACGAAGAUAAACUACCUUUGGAUCUGAAAUCGAAAGCGUUUUUCGUGGGAUGUAUACAAAAGAUCGACAUCAAUGGGCAUUCGCUAUCGAUUAUUUCGGAAGCUUUAGGCGGCACCAACAUCGGAAAUUGCCCGCAUGCUUGCGUGGCUAGACCCUGUGGACCGCUUGCCGAAUGUAUACCACAAAUGGAGAGUUAUGAAUGUCGUUGCAAUGCUUUCAGUACGCAAUGCAAUAUGGCCGCCGAGGUGCCAAUCGAAGAGUUACAAAAGAAUAAAGCGAAGAAAAAGGAUAAUAAAGAGAAAUACAAAAUUAAUGGUAAACAUACAGCACAUAUGGCCAAGCAUACCAAGGAGGGUGGACACGCAAAAUUGCAUAUGAGUAAAGUGCCUAUGAAAAGUAUAAAAGCCCCCAAAACUUACCACACCACCAUCAGUCCGCCAUUAACGGAGCGGCCUGCGUCUACAAGUCACAGACGCAUGGAACAUGGUAGCCAUCAUAUGGAGACAUGGGAACCGCUACCGCUGGAUGAAGAUGUGGUUGAGAAGACAGACGAUGAUAUAAUAUAUCGAGAUGCACGUCGUCUGGAUGAACAAAACUACUAUAACGAAGCACCGUUACACCGCAAACAUAACAAAGAAAAGCGUAAAGAGAAACAGGCAACAAAGGAAAGUGAAUUAUGGUCGACGAAACCUAGUGAUAAUUCCAAGGUCCGCGGUAAGGAUGAUCACGAGCACAAAAGCGCUUACAAUUUUAAACUAAGUCGAUUGCCGACUCACUACGAAAGCUUUCAAACGAACCCUGAAAUAGACAUACUGACAUUCGAUGAUAAUGUCGAAGUGGAAAUCGGUGUGGAACAAGACAAGGAUUACGAGCAGUCGCAAGAUGUGAAACAGAGAAAUGGUAACGACAACAACAAUGACAUAGGAUCGACGCAGGAUAUUUUCAAGGGAGAUGAUAUCGACAGUAUUCCUCUAGCUUGGAAGACUGAUGAGCAAGCUGACGAUCGGCGGCACGCGCACGAUGCUAUGAACGAAGAAACAAAAUCCGAACCAUUUUUCGUGGACGAUUUACUAUUCGACACCAAAAGUGACGGCAAUCAAGAUUAUCAUCGCAAGGAGCUGGUGCAGGAUAUGCGACGCAUACUUGCCAAUGGUCCCGAGAAUACAUCCAAUAACAAAGCGUUGAAGUUAGUAGUAGAUGAAUACGAUUAUGAAAAUGACGAUAGCAGUCCAGAAGACCCAACGAAAUCAAAUCUAGAUAAUAAAAAUAGUGAUAACAGCACUUUUAGCAUGUCUUCUGAAUUCGACGCUGAAUUUAGUGAAGUGAAUGAUGACAUACUCGAACCGGUGCAAACUGUCGUGGAGGAAAAAUCGACUACACUCGCGCAACAUAAACCGUCCCCCACAAUUGACACCCAAACGGACUGGAGUCUGUUGAAGAAAAUGAAAUUACCGGCGGAUCAUCAGAGUCAAUUCGUUGGAGUACGCAAAAAUUUCGGUGCUUGCUUUGCCGGCGAAGACAGCUACUUUCAUUACAACGAUGCCGAGACGAUGAGUCAGGUUAUAAGCUAUAAUAUAGACUUGAAUUUACGCAUUAAGACACACUCACCGAAUGGCGUUAUACUUUGGACGGGUCGACAAGGGACGACGGAGGAAGAUGCGGACUUUUUAUCUUUGGGAAUUGAAAAUGGUUAUCUACAUUUUCGUUACGAUUUGGGUUCCGGUGAGGUCGAUAUAAAGUUCAACACGAGCAGAGUAAGCGACGGUCUUUGGCAUCGCGUUCGUGCAUUCAGAGACUCACAAGCUGGCUAUUUGGAAAUUGAUGGCAGAAAAACAACAACACAAUAUUCGCCGGGCAAAUUAAAGCAGUUGAACACAGACACGGGACUUUAUGUCGGUGGCAUCCCCAACACAAUCUAUUUCACACGACGAAAAUAUGCUAAUGGCAUUGUCGGCUGUAUUUCCGAGAUCGUGUUGGCUGGCGAAUUGAAAUUGAAUUUCGAUCCGAAUACGCUGGGGACGGCACACAAUGUCGAAACGGGAUUACUUUGAAAUACCGUUAUAAAAACGUAUCAACAACCGUCAAUACUACUGACAUUAGUUUAAUAUACUGUUUGGUUUGUUAGAGCAGUGAGUACUUUUUCGGUUUGUACAAAGAGAUGAUUUUACACAUACAAAGGGUAGAAAACGUUGAAGAAAGAAAGAAAUAAAUCUAAAUUAGUUAAACUUAGAAGGUAGCUAAUAUGUAUACAUGUAUACUAUAAAUAUAUACACACACAAACAGAGAGACACAAAUUUGCAGCAGCAAAAAUUACGCAUAAAUAACGUACAUACAUACAUACAUACACACAGACAUAAUAUAUAUAUACAUCUAUAUAUAUAAAUAUAUAUUUUAAAUAAUGCUUCAACUAAGCCUGUGACUGUCAAUAUUUAAAUACAAAAUAAAUUAAUGAAAAAAAAAAUAAAAAAAAAACUAUUGUAACAAAAAUGUAUGCAGAACACCACACAAAAUAUUAUAGUAUAAAAAAUACAAAUAAAAAUUAAAAUAAAAAAAAUUAAAGAAAAACUAAACCAAACCAGCGUAAUGAACUUAAGAAGGCUAAUUUGCAUCGCAUUUUUCUACAAAAACCAGCAAAUUUAACAAAAACAAAAACAUAUUGCAAAAACAAAACAAAAACCGUGAAAGUAGGGUUAGUUGUACUGAGUGUUAAGCUUGAAUUCUCAAAAAAUUCAUUCAUGUCACGUAAACGUAAGCAAAAAACCAGGGGCAAACGAUUGCUAGAAGUACAGUGAAGCGCGAAGAAAAUGCAGCAACACAUAAUAAAUGAAAGAAUAUAAUAAUAAUGCAUACAUACAGACAACAUACGCAUAUAUAUGCACAUAUGUAUAUUCGUCUGUAUGCAAACUUGUAUAACUGUAUACUAUAUAUAAGCAUUAUAAUGUAGUGUAGAUAUUGGUGUUAACACAAAUACUCUCAAACACACAUACAAACAUACAUAUGAACGUCUGCUACAGAAGAAACGAUAAUUUAUUUGGUGUUGUAGUGGUAAUUGUAAGUUAACUUUAAACUCACAAAAACAAAACUAUGUAUGAAACUUGCAGAUGUGCAAAUACGAUAUCAUUUAUAUGUUUAAGAGAUGGUAAAUAGAAACGAAAAAAUAAAUAAAUAUAUAUUAAAUGAAAAAUAAAAAAACAAAAAAUAUAUAAGAAGAGAAAAAUAACUAAGCAAAAUGCAAAAAAAAAAAAACACUUUUUAUAGCGAAAUUUUGAAAAUUUUUAAAUUGUAUUAACACAAACAAACAACAAAAAAGCAUAAUAUGACAUUUGCAUAUGCAAACUAUGUAUUUAUCAACAACAAAAAAUAAAACAAGCAAACAACAACAACAAUUAGUGCGAAACUUACACGCUUUACAUGAAUAUAUGUGUAUGUACUAUUUAGGAUAUGUCUCACAUAUGUAUAUGCUAACAGCCACUAGCUAAACAACACAAGCCAAGUGUAAUCAAGCGUUUUCAAAAGCAAACAAAAUAUAUAUAAAUAAAAAACAAAAAAAAAAAUCACAAACACACUCAUACACACAUACAAAAUAGUAAAUAUGUAUAUACAUACAGACAGACAUGCAUAAAUUCAUAAAUACAUACUACAAUUUUUGAAACCCACUUUUACUUAUUUCUCCAGCAAACAUAUCAAAUUUGUUCAUAGAAAGUCAGCGCAUUUACUUCACUUGCUUGUGAAAUUUUUUAAUUAAUUUAAUUUAUAUAAACAGUUAGUUUUUUGAUUAUUUUUAUACUAAAUAAGACAUUAAUUUUCCAAUAAUCCCAUUUUUUCUAAGUAACUGUCAUUAGGAUGUGCAUUUUUGCAAAUUAAAUUUUUCUAACCAAAAAAAUAUAUUAAUUUAAAUAAAAAAAUGUUUGAAACCAAUUUUAUGAUAUGCAAAUAUUUUUAUAAACAAUUAUGGGCGAUAUGGCAACCAUUUUUUCUUUUUUAAAAACUUUCUUAUGUUAAAAUAAAUAUUAUUAAAUAAUAACAAAUUACAUAUCCUUUUGAACAGUUACAUAUAUAGAUGCAGCUUUAAAUUUAUCGAGAAAAGAAAAUUAAUAUUUUUUUCGGAAAAAUUUUAUGUCACUUAAAAAGUUACUGAUUUAUCAUGUGCGACCAGAUAUUAUAAAUCUGCAUACCAAAGUUUUAAUUUCUUUUUAUCUUUUCAUCACAUAUCCAUUUUUAUCAAAUACAUACGCCUGUCCAUUUCCCAAGUCAAUUAAGUGAAUUUGUCAAUUAAUCGGAUAUCAAUUAAGUGCUUUCGCUUAUAUGCAACGAAUUGAAAAAUUUUACUUUCAUUUUAAAUUAAAAAAUUAUAAAUUCCAGUGGAACAUCUCUAACUCGAAUCACGAUAAUCCACCAAAAAACUUCGAGUUAAAGAGACUUUAAGUUAUACAAUAUUCCCUAUAACAUACGAUUUUUCAAAAAGCCAAUUCAAGAGUUCGAGUUUUUUCGAGAAUUUGAGUAAAAGAAGUUUGAGUUAUGGAAGUUCCACUGUAUUGAAAAUUUCUCAACACAAAAUUAAUUUCAAUUUAAAUUUUACCAGUUUCGUUCGAAAUAUUUUCUUACACAGCAGCGCACAUGUGGUCAAAAUAGUAGUUUAACUGAUCAAAAUUCUAAAGUCAUUACAUUAAAUUUCUUUUUUUUUAGUUUCAUAAAAUUAUUUCGUAGAUAUUACGUCCGUCCUAGAAAUAGUGAGCGAGCAGAAUUAAUUAUUGUAAAAUGAAAAUUGUUUUCAAUGUUUUUUUCACAAAUUAUAUGCUGGUAUCUUGAUAAAUCAUUGGGUAUUUGAAUUGAAUUUGGGUAUUUUGAAUAUUUCGUUAAAAAAGUUACACAACAUUAUUUCUAUUAUUAUUAAAUUUAAAGCUAGAAACUUCUUUCGAUUUUUAUUGGUGUACAAAGUCAUUGACUUUUGGAAUUUUCAGCCUAAAAUUAAAAAAAAUUAAUUUAAAAAAAUUUUAUUAAAUGUUCACUAUUGCAUCACAUUAACACGUCCACUAAAAACACUUUCUGUUAUUGAAAAAAUAGUUUUUAAAUUUUUUAUUAAAAAUACAACCCUGAAGUCUACUAUAAUUUAUUCACUCCUUCAUCAUACUGCAUUUUAAAACAUUUUUUAUUUACACAUCUUUGUUAAAAAAAAAAGAAAACACAACUAAAAAGCUUUACUGUCCAUGUAACUAAUUGAUUUAUCAAAAAUUAUCGCAAUAAUAUUUAACAAAACCAAAAAACGCAAACAAUAUGUGCAAAACAAUCUAGUAGCAAAAAUGCGUAUUUAUUGAUUGUAUACACCGAAUGAAGCAAACAAAUAAAUACAGAUAAAUGAAUUGAUGCCUAUGAA